This is a messenger RNA of Photinus pyralis (common eastern firefly), 3019 nucleotides long. RefSeq names its product coiled-coil domain-containing protein 6-like. The coding region runs from base 163 to 1386 and encodes 407 amino acids. The transcript is spliced from 7 exons. NCBI's taxonomy places the organism in Eukaryota, Metazoa, Arthropoda, Insecta, Coleoptera, Lampyridae. The record is from RefSeq and is a predicted model, not a curated record.
GGGUUAUUUAUGUUUAUUGAAAGCUGUUUACUGCAGUCGUUCGUCUUUUGCUUCAUAUUAUGGCCGCUGCUGUCUUUUUGAUAUCUUCAUGUUGUGUUGUACUUCUACAAUUAUAGUUUUCUUUUAUAGUUUUAUUAUUUUAAUCAUUUAAAGCGCGGAGAGAUGGCAGAUUCUGCUAGCGAGUCCGAUUCAAGUAGCAUCGACGGAGGCCCUAUUAUGAUGCCUCCUAGCCCCGUUACCAGAGAACAACUGCAAAAGCGCAUAGAAAGUUUGCAACAGCAGAACAGGGUGCUGAAGGUGGAAUUGGAAACGUACAAGUUACGAGUUAAGACUUUGCAAGAGGAGAAUCGAAACUUACGUCAGGCUUCUGUUAUCAUUCAAGCCAAAGCCGAGCAAGAGGAAGAAUUUAUAUCUAACACUCUCCUGAAAAAAAUUCAAGCUUUGAAGAAAGAGAAGGAGUCCUUGGCUCAUCAUUACGAACGCGAAGAGGAGUGCCUGACGAACGAUCUUUCGCGAAAACUUACUCAAUUGCGUCAGGAGAAAUGUCGUUUGGAACAGACGCUCGAACAGGAGCAGGAGUGUCUCGUAAAUCGGCUUAUGCGAAAAAUCGAAAAACUCGAAGCGGAAACUUUGGCGAAACAAAGUAACCUGGAGCAGCUUCGGCGUGAGAAAGUCGAGCUGGAGAAUACUUUAGAACAAGAACAAGAGGCUUUAGUUAACAAGUUAUGGAAGCGUAUGGAUAAAUUAGAAGCCGAGAAGAGGAUGUUACAAAUUAAGUUGGAUCAGCCUGUGUCAGAUCCUGCCAGUCCGCGUGAUAUUAGUAAUGGAGACAAGGCAAGUAAUCUUAGUGCUCAUAUUCAAACUUUGCGAAAUGAAGUGAAUAGACUUAGACAAACGUUAGCAAUUAGUCAACAAGAACAUGCUGAAAAAAUGCAACGCUACGCUCAAGAGGAACGUUGUAUUCGUGAAGAGAACCUUAGGUUACAAAGAAAAUUACAGCUCGAAGUGGAAAGACGAGAGGCUUUAUGUAGGCAUCUGUCUGAAAGUGAAAGUUCUCUCGAAAUGGAAGAGGAACGACAUUAUAAUGAACAAGUUUUAGGUACUCGCCAACAUACCGUGUCUCCUGUUCCGUAUAAUCCAUCUCCGAGUCAAAGUCGUCCUUUGAGUCCAGGAUUAACAUUGCAAGCUCCUUCGCCCCGCGACUCUUUGAUAGCUGUCCAACCUCGCUGUCAUUCAUGCGGUCAGUCUGUAAGUUCGUUACAUCAAGUUGGAUCUAGUAGUCCUCCCGCUCCCGCGCAUCGCCGUACCAGUGAACGAUUUAUUAAACCCGCCAUACCUGCUCCGCAGCCUGCUAGUCCCAUGGAUACCUCGAUCAAUAAGGAUUAAAGACUAGAACAAGUACACAUCAUUAACUUGAACAACAUGAAAUUAAUAAAUGGCUCUUGAAUGGAUAGCGUUAGUUAAAUAAGUUUUAUAGAGUAUUAAUCAUUUUGCUACAUAUAAACUUGUGUUUACACUGGCUUUAAUUUAAAUUUUUGUUACUUUCACAUAUUCUUACUAAAAAUGCACUUGAAUUGUAAUAAUACAAUUCGGAAAGUAUCUAUACAAAAUCAAAAGGAAAUAGUUGUGCACAUUAUGCUUUAGCUGGUAUUACAGUACUUAAACAUUGCAAUAACAUUGUAGCUGUGCAUGAUUUUUAUUAAGUCUUAUGUAAUAUUGUAACAGUGUUCCAUACAUGAAGUUUCUUGUAACAGUAAGAAUUUGUAUAUGUAUCAGAUAUUGCCAAUAACAUUUACUGCCACAUAGCGGAAAACAAUUUUUCUUCAUUGCCGUCUCGACUAUGAAACCCCCAGUAUUACGCAUGCACACUAAGAAAUAACGAAACUAAUGAAAGGCAUGCAGGAUGUUCUUUAAAUGCAGCUUGCAGUAUUUUGAUUCACCGAAUUUUCAUGUCUGCUGUAAUUAUGUAACAUCCUGGAACUGCUCAAAGGCCUGAUUGUUAAAUACUUGUUUGUUGGCAAGAAUUGUUUUUCUUCGUUAUAAGGCGCUUACGUUUACAUAAGGUUCUCAUUUUAGGAAAUGUAAGGAUCGGUCUGGUAGUUUUAACAUAAAAAAUUCUAUCACUAUUUUCCAACGCAGUUAAAAAUGUAUAAUCAAUAAUCUAAAGUAGGUUUAUAACGACAAUGUAAUUGUCAGAUUUGCCAAAUAAAUAGUGUUUUAUUAAUAAACCACAGGACUUAUUGUAAGUCUGCUUUCCUAUGUAUGAGAAUUUUUUUGUUAAAUUUGCUUAGGUCAAUAUGUAUGUAAAAGAUGCUCAGCUUUUCCUUUCAUUAGAAAAUCAAGUGUUAAAUGCAUUCUCUCGUUGUUUAACUCUCUCGGUAGAGUAAAAUCUCAGUAAUCCAACUUUGUGUAAUUGCAUGUGAAGGAGCUAUUAGUGAGGUUUUACUGUACCUACGAAGAAACCAAAACCAUUUGUAGCAAUAUAUUUUGGGUUGAAAUGUAUUUUUGGCCGACAUUGUUAUUCUCCAAAAAACUGUCGUGAAUUAGGACAGCAAAAAAAGUGAUAUUAGGUGUAAAUUUUGCAUUCUUGUUGGAUCUUUGGCUGUGUUCUGUAUGAUUGUAGUUUCUUAUUAAUUAUACAGUACAUCGGAUUUGCGCAUUGCUAUAAUAUGACUUGAAAAUACAACAAGAUUUAAAUGUUCUGUAUGUCUAAUUUCAGUUGUCAUAUUGUAUUGAUGUAGUUACAGAAUUGUUCUUUUGUUGUCUCCAUGUUGUUACGUAGGGGUUAUUUUUCUGUAGUUUAACUUAGAAUUACAGUUUUAUUUAAUAAUUAUUAAAAGUACUGUCGCAUAUUGGUUUUCUUUCUAUUUAUGUAAUUUUGAGUGAUAUUGCGAUGCUGUAUUGGUAGAAAUAAAAGGUUUCAGCUAUUUGUACAAUUUAAGGUUGUGCCCUUAUUUUUUUUUACUUGCUACAAGAUGUACAAGAUCUUCCAAUAAAUUUAUUCCACAAAUAAAAUACA